This is a messenger RNA of Trichosurus vulpecula (common brushtail), 1518 nucleotides long. RefSeq names its product ITPR interacting domain containing 1 (gene ITPRID1). The record is from RefSeq and is a predicted model, not a curated record. NCBI's taxonomy places the organism in Eukaryota, Metazoa, Chordata, Mammalia, Diprotodontia, Phalangeridae. The transcript has 10 exons. Bases 1 to 1518 code for a protein of 505 amino acids. Gene Ontology annotation, molecular function: signaling receptor binding.
AUGGCAGAAGAAUCCAGUGGCCUCAAGAUGUCCCACAGCCUAGAAAAGAAGAAGAGAGAGAUCCUGCUCUCCACUAAGAGGGCUUGGCUUCCCCUCGAUGAGCAGCAACCCCCACUUCCCAGGGAGGAAAGCCAGGAUUCUCCCUUCCCAGAAAUAGAGAAUUCUAGACAAGAAAGUAUACAGCAGUGGUUGGACUCGGGUUUCUUUAUCACUGCACAUGAAAACCUGCAGCAAGCCGUCAACCAAACAGAUUCUUUGAAUAAACAAGGAGAGGUUCCAGAGACAGUGAGCAACUACAUGAGAUCCUUACUACAGUUUGCAGAAACUCCAGCAUUAUCCAGAGGGACCAGUUUCAACUCCUGCCCUUCUGUACCAAGUAUACCCAAAAGCAUUUCAGAAUGGCUGGAAUUCUGGCAGAAAGAUCCAGUGGAGAUUCUCCUCGAGCUGGGGUUUGGGGCUGAGGAGCCAGACAUCUGCACUAAAAUCCCAGCCCGCUUCCUCAGGGGCAGCUCUGCAGCAAAAGGCAUCAAUAUCUGGGUGUUCCUGGAAGCUCACAAACAAAGGAUGGAUUUUGAAACCCCUGACUUGUAUGGACGGUUUCGACAGCUAGAAGUGCUGGACCAUGUGACUAAUGCCUUCUCCUCUCUGCUGAGUAAUGUCAACAGCCUACAGAGGGAAGGGCAGGAGAAGGCACAGGCAGAGAAGCCUCAGCUGGCUGAGGGUAGGGUGAUCCAUGACAGACGCAGAAGGAUUGGCCAACUCUUGAGGAGAGCCUCGAAGCAGACCAUCAGAAGGGACUGCGUGCCGGGCCAGGCUGAGUCACUCAGGGUGAAGGAAGACCUUCCUGCCACCCCUGGGGAGCCAGACAAAUGUCCCUUGCUCCAGUCUAUCAGGAUGAACUUUGCUGACUGCAGCCACCUAUGUCCUUUGACAGAAGAGCAACCUCCCCUGGCCAGCAAUAAGCUAGUGUCCCAUGAAGCUUCACCAUCUGUUCCAGGCAAACCAUGGCCUCCUCUCUUGUCCAUGUCCCUAAAGCAGCCACCUCUUCCUUGUACUCCAGAAGGGUCAACCAGAGACAGAGGCUUCCAGGAGAAAGGACUGCUUCUGUCCCACAGACUCAGGCAAUUGGUACACAUGGACAGGAAGCCACCAGACUCUUUUGAAAUGGAAGAGGUACAGAGCUUUGAGGAGGAACCUGGAAAUCCACUGGAGGCGACCUCAGGCACUGUCGGUGCUGGGGUGACAAGAGCCAGCAGCUGCCAGUCAGACAGCAGCGGAUUCCUGGAGGAAUCUUAUGAGCCCUUCCCUCUCCAGGUAUCGACAGUAGCUCUUUGGGGAUACAUCAGCAAACCUUUGACUCAAAGUCAGCUGUCCAUGGUGCCCAGUUCAAGCAUGGCAGUUGCUGCUGCUGUUGCUGCUGCUGCUGGCACCACCAUCAUCCCUGGGAUUGGCAUCACUCUGGCCUUGCUUCCUGCUCGUACCAACACCACCUCCAAGUUCAGCUCACCAAGACUGUGA